Messenger RNA from Anneissia japonica, 1843 nucleotides. RefSeq lists its product as uncharacterized. Bases 180 to 866 code for a protein of 228 amino acids. The record is from RefSeq and is a predicted model, not a curated record. NCBI's taxonomy places the organism in Eukaryota, Metazoa, Echinodermata, Crinoidea, Comatulida, Comatulidae. Gene Ontology annotation, molecular function: protein dimerization activity. The transcript has 3 exons.
CCAAACGGAAAGCAUCUCUACAGGAAUAUUGCGAGUUUUGUGAUACCAGCUAUCGAACUAUAAUAAAACAUGUUAACACUAGAUGGCUUAGUUUGGAGAGAGCAGUCAGUCGUACACUCCAACAAUAUGCAGCACUUAGGAGCUACUUUCAGUCAGAACAUGACAAUUUGUUCACUGGCAUGGUCACCAAAACGCACUUAAGACAACUACUUGAUAGUGAUGUAAGUCCUUCACAAGCAUCAAAGUACUACAAUGGUGUAAGGGCAUUCUAUGAAACCGCCUGGCAGUAUGCGCUGACCAACCUGCCUAUUAAAGAUGAUGUAUUAAGCAAUGCUAAAUUCACCAAUGUGCUAACAAGAGAAAAUCUUUUCAGCCAAGUGGAAUAUUUUGUGAAUCGCUUUAAAGAACUUCUCCCUUAUUCAACCCCAGAACAGUUUGACAAACUGGCUGAGGAAUUUACAGACUACCAGCUGUUAGACAUACCUGAAGCUGUAUUGAAAGAGGCAAAAAUAGAAGAAGAUGGUAUUACGCAGUAUAGAAUAGAUAGGAUAUGGCAUAGUAUUUCAAACAUGAAAACUGUUGAAGGAACAAGUAGGUUUCCUCGUCUAGUGAAUGUUGCUAAGCUGGUCCUUGUAAUACCACAUUCAAAUGCAGAGGAAGAGAGAAUAUUCUCUAUGGUCAGGAAAAACAAAACAUCAUUCCGCUCCAAUCUAGACCCAAAGGGUACACUCUCAAGUAUCCUAACCGUCAAGCUGGCACAACACUUACCUGUCCAUGCCUAUGAAACACCAACAGAAAUUUUGAAGAAAGCUAAGGGUGCAACUUGGGCAUACAACCAGUUACAUUCAUCAAAAGAGAGCAAAUGAUGCUUCAGCCUCUCUUUUACACAAUCUCCUUUCCUGUUUAACUUGUUUUACCAAAAGAAUUGUUUGUCAAAUGUAAAACGUGUAUUUGAGUAUUUUGAAAAUUUUGUUGAAAAAAAUAAAUAAAGUUAAGAGUUUUAACACUGAAAUAAAGCUAUAGAAUUUUAUUUUUCAAAAAAUGUUAGUAUAUAUUACCCCAUUUUUAAGAUUUAAUUUAAGCACUAGAGAUCUGCUCAGAGUGCACCAGAGAGCAUCUAGGCCUAAAAAUUUCCGGAGGCCUAAAAAUUUUCGGGGCCCUAGGAGGGCCCUCGACCCACGCCUAAAUUGUUUCGUUCCUGUGCAAAUCUCCAUCCACAGCCAAACUCAAACUUGGCAUGUAUGUGUAGAUAUGUUUGUAUUUUGGUUUUAUUUUUAUUGUUGAGAAUUGGUGAAUAAAAUGAGAACAUAUUUUACACAUGCGCCUUGUGUUUUAUGUACAACUCUGAUGACAUGAAUAAUAUACUGCCCCGCCAAUAAUGAUUUAGAGUUCCAUAAUAAAAUUAAUUUUUUGAUUUCGUUUGAUGGUUUAUUUAAUGUAUAGUAUACAACUUCAUUUUGUUUGUUGAUAUGUUUGAACUUCAGAUUUAUUUUCCUUGCAUGAUAGCAUGUUAUUCACGCAAAAAUGAAGGAUGAUAUGUAUAGCUUAUACUCGUCGGGGAAGUUAUGGUCGAAUAAAUAAAUGAAAGAUGAAAUGUAUAUAUGUUUUAUGUACAACUUUGAUGACAUGAAUACAAAAUAUACGGUAGUGUCCGCCGAUAAUGAAAGAUGAAAUGUAUAUAUGUUUUAUGUACAACUUUGAUGACAUGAAUACAAAAUAUACGGUAGUGUCCGCCGAUAAUGAAAGACGAAAUGUAUAUAUGUUUUACGUAAAACUUUGAUGACAUUAAUGCAAAAAAUAUAACAGUUAUAAAAUGGCAGGCAACUUGUAAAACAAAUCACUU